CUCCGCGCCCGUCGCGCGCUGCUGCCACCUUCCCUGCAGCCACCAAAGGGACCCGAGUCGCCGUUCGAUCGCCCGGAGCCACGGAGAAUGGCACUGAGCCCCACGGGUCUCAGGGAACUCGGCGGCUGGGACUAGUUGCGAUCCCGACCCCUUUCCUUCGCCUCGCCUAGCUUCAGAGCCCGGAGCCCGCCCUCCCUCACGCCCCCUCCUCCUCUCUAAGCGGGCCGACUUCAGGGGUCCCACCGGGGCAGGGUCUCGUCCCUCUGGACGACGGAAAAGAGCGCGGGCUUUGCCUGUUUAACUUCCCCCUCCCCAUCUCGAACAGACACACUCGAGGGUCGGGGGUCACCAGCCCCCUGCCGCAGCAAACCGAGGCACGGGAGGCUACAGAGAGAUCUUGGGGGUGCCGAAGAGAACGCCCGGAGCUGGCUUCCUCGGAGCGGGCGCGAUCUUCCACGCUUGCUUUCCAGACUUCUCCCCCAGCUCCCCGGUUUCGGAUGAGGAGUUCGGAGCCGCGGGAGGCAGACCCGGCGGAGCAGUGAGCUGAAGGAGUUCGGGUGAAGGGGUGUUGUGCUUCAACUCGGCGGUCCCCUUCCUGGCCCAGCUGGGGCAGUGAGUGGGGUAUCUUCUGCCUGCCGCUGCCGCCUGCUUCAGAGGGGGUGGGGACAGAGAUCCCCCACCCCCUUCACCCCCUACUGCCACCCGGGCUGGAGGAAGGAGUCUUUCCGAGGGGGGGGAGGGGAACCUUGCGAGUCUCAGAGGACAGAGCAGGACAUGCAGGGAACCCUUUCUUGGAAACUGUCAGUCCCAAACAUUUCCCCAAGACAUCGGAGUGGGGCGACACCUAGGAUGCCAGGGAUGCUGCUGCUAUUCUCCACUGCUCUGCUUUCCAGCUGUGUUCAGCUACUUGCAGAAGCUAAUUCUUGGUGGUCUUUGGCCAUGAACCCAGUGCAAAGACCUGAAAUGUUCAUCAUUGGAGCCCAGCCUGUAUGUAGUCAACUGCCUGGGCUUUCCCCUGGCCAGAGGAAGCUUUGCCAGCUCUACCAGGAACAUAUGGCAUACAUUGGCGAAGGAGCCAAGACAGGCAUCAAGGAGUGUCAGUAUCAGUUCCGGCAAAGACGCUGGAAUUGCAGCACUGUGGACAACACUUCUGUCUUUGGGAGGGUCAUGCAGAUAGGUAGUCGAGAGACGGCUUUCACAUAUGCUGUGAGUGCAGCUGGUGUGGUCAACGCCAUUAGCAGAGCCUGCCGAGAAGGCGAGCUUUCCACGUGUGGCUGUAGCAGGACUUCCAGGCCCAAGGAUUUGCCCCGGGACUGGCUGUGGGGUGGCUGUGGGGACAACGUAGAAUAUGGCUACCGCUUUGCCAAGGAGUUUGUAGAUGCUCGGGAGAGAGAGAAAAAUUUUGCCAAGGGCUCGGAGGAGCAAGGCCGUGUACUUAUGAAUCUGCAAAAUAAUGAGGCUGGACGCAGGGCUGUGUACAAGAUGGCAGACGUGGCCUGUAAAUGCCACGGUGUCUCAGGAUCCUGUAGCCUCAAGACCUGCUGGUUACAGCUGGCUGAAUUCCGAAAGGUGGGAGACCAACUGAAGGAGAAGUAUGACAGUGCAGCUGCCAUGCGUAUCACUCGGAAAGGCAAACUAGAGCUGGUGAACAGCCGCUUCAACCAGCCCACCCCGGAGGACUUGGUCUAUGUAGACCCCAGUCCGGACUACUGCUUUCGCAACGAGACCACUGGCUCUCUGGGCACUCAGGGCCGGCUCUGCAACAAGACCUCGGAGGGCACGGACGGCUGUGAGCUGAUGUGCUGCGGCCGGGGCUACGACCAAUUCAAGAGUAUCCAGGUGGAGAGAUGCCACUGCAAGUUUCACUGGUGCUGCUUUGUCAAGUGCAAGAAAUGCACAGAAAUCGUUGACCAGUAUGUCUGUAAAUAAUUUGGCAGAGAAGCAUCACUCUUCUGGCCAUUCUCCUCUACUGCUUUUUCUACUCCCUCCCCUGCAAAAAAAUUUUUAUUAUAUAAAUCUAUAUAAAUAUAUUUUAUAUUUCUAUAAAUAGAUGAAUGAUAAAUAAUUAAAAGAAGAAAUUUGAAAGGAAAUGCUUAUUUAAGAGGUACUGCUUCAGGAUCUCUCUGAGGAUUGGACUUGGCUGCUUUUCUACUCCUUGUAGAGGUUACAGACAUUAGGAGUGGGGAGGUUUUUUGGGUCCCUUUGGUUGAUAUUCUCAGGAUAAGGGGUUAGGACCUUCCUACUACCACACAGUCUCAAAAAAGAGAGAGGGAUAAAAGGAGUGAGUUGAUGGAGAAGAAGGCUGUCUCUAGCAGUCUGGAGUACUUCUGGGUUGGGUGGUUGUUCACCCCUGCUACAGAGCCAAAGGCUCGGUGGGAAAUGGGUGGAGGGUUUUGUUCAGAAUGUAAAUUGCAUCUGUAAAAAAGCUGGUGCUUUCUCACUUCCCUCGGUGUAUGUGCAUAUGCAUGCAUAUGUGUGCAUAUGCAUACCGAGAAAUCCCAGGUCCAGAAUAGAAGUAUCAUCUUUUCCCCAGGACUGCCUGGGCACCUAAGAACCUCUGAUUUCUAUAGAUUCCAGUCUAGACUCAUCUUUCAAGUUUCCGGAUUAUUUCUUGUCCACAGGUCUCCACACCUCUCUACAAAUUCCCUGUUCCCAGAGAAAGAAAGGUCUUUUAAUCUGACCUUUGGGAAGGACAUACACUGUGAGUGCCUAGACUGCAAAAAAUCAGGCAUUAACACAGCUGGACUAAUUGAACUUCAUUGUGUUCCCUUAUGGGAAGCAGAAACUGGUGAUGCUGCUGCUGCUGCUUCUCCCAUCAAGAAGGGGGGCCGCCCGAACCGAUCAUGAUGUGCAGAGAAGCCAUGAUUGGCUAGCUGACCUUAAUCCUUGUCUUUGUCCCAAAUGUAUAGUUUCUCUUUGGUAUUAAAUACCUUUCACUGA
Molecule: messenger RNA, 2940 nt
Organism: Sarcophilus harrisii (Tasmanian devil)
Lineage: Eukaryota; Metazoa; Chordata; Mammalia; Dasyuromorphia; Dasyuridae
Gene: WNT5B
Product: Wnt family member 5B
Exons: 5
Coding region: 775-1929 (384 amino acids)
Biological process (GO): neuron differentiation; cell fate commitment; multicellular organism development
Cellular component (GO): extracellular region
Molecular function (GO): frizzled binding; cytokine activity
Source: RefSeq, a predicted model, not a curated record